GCUUGUGCACGUAAUACGACUGGUAAUCUUACCAAAUGAGCGUGUCGCUAUGCUAGCCUUCUUCGCUAGGCUGUCGCGUUUGAACCCGCCAACUCCCAUCCUUGCCCCUCUCACCUGUCCAGCGCAUACACAACCAUGCGACUAUUGCGACGCAGCGAUACUGGCGAUAUCACUCUUACUCAGUUUUCGGAUAAGGACAUUCCUCAUUAUGCAAUACUUUCGCACACGUGGGGACCAGAUGCUGAGGAGGUCACUUUUGGAGACCUGGUAAAUGGCACUGGGAGGGAUAAGUCGGGCUAUAAGAAGAUCCUUUUUUGUGGGGAACAAGCCGCACAGGAUGGCCUGGAAUACUUCUGGCUCGACACAUGUUGUAUCGACAAAUCAAGCAGCGCAGAACUCACCGAGGCCAUCAAUUCGAUGUUUAAAUGGUAUCGAGCCUCUGAUAUUUGUUACGCAUUCCUCAGCGAUUUGGAGCACGGAAAACAAUCGCUCUGGGAUUGUAAAUGGUUCAGACGCGGUUGGACGCUCCAGGAGCUGAUUGCGCCAUCCAUCGUUCGAUUCUAUGACGCGGAGUGGAAUUUUCGAGGCGAUAAGCUCACUCUACGUUCAGAACUGGCGUCCAUUACUCAAGUUGAUCCAGACGUUUUGACCAAUGCUGUAUCUCUCGCAGAGGUGCCGGUAGCUGUGCGAAUAUCAUGGGCCGCUAGGAGGGAGACAAAGAGAGAAGAAGACCGCGCAUACAGUUUGCUUGGGAUACUUGGAAUCAAUAUGCCUAUGCUCUACGGAGAGGGAGAGAAUUCGUUUAUCCGACUGCAAAAAGAAAUCAUUAGAAACAGUCCUGAUAUGUCCAUUUUCGGAUGGACUCGAACGAACACGAUAGCCCAGGGUGGCCAAUAUAGUGGUCUGCUUGCCUCAUCACCAGCUGACUUCGAAGACAGUAGAUCCUUGGUAGUCGCGCAGGAUACUGUCUUCGAUAUUUGUGAAUUCUCAAUCACUAAUAGAGGACUGAAGUUCGAAGUCCCACUAUCAAUGGAUCCGAGCACAGGCUGCCACAUUCUUCCUAUCAAUCAUAAACGAAAUUCACCCAACACGGGAGGUCAUUCUCUUGGAGUAUUUCUGCGACAAGUUGGACCUAGUCUAUAUGUACGGGCCCUUCCACAUCUCGUAGGGUCGAUUCGGCGUCGUAGAUCUAUCAAAUCUUUUCAAGUUGCUACGACACUUUCACUGAAGGAAGCCACUGCUAUCCGGGAGCGAGUUCUUUCCAUUACCAGGCCAAUACAUCUGAACCAUCCGGACAUUGGGCUUUCCGAGAUUGAGCCUGUUGGUUGUUGGGACCCGUUUCGAAGAAUGUUGUUUGCAGGACAUACAGGCGUGUUUCUGGGCUUCCUCCAUUUUAUGCCUGAGUGGGCUGACGAGUUUGAUUCUUUUGUCCUUGUGUGCCGUUUUGAUUGGACAAGAGACCCAUCUUGGCGAUUUGACUUAGUACGUGGCGAUGACUGGCUGGACAUUCGGCCGAGAUAUCACAAUCUAUACGAAUACAACUAUAGCGCAUUCAUGAUGUAUCGGCCAAUGCUAAGUUUGGAUCUUCCGCAUCUGUAUGAUGAAUCAAGAAGAAAGCAAGUAGUAGUAUAUCUGGCCUCAGAUGAGCUCCCUACAAAGGGAUGCGCUUCUCUCAGCUUGGAAGUCAAAGAUUUGGAGAUAGCAGCUGAAUAAUACCCUAGCGGGUUUAUCCUCUCUGUACCACUUCUCUGUAUGGAUCAAUUCGUAUUUAAAGGUGCAU
Bipolaris sorokiniana ND90Pr is the source of this 1780-nucleotide messenger RNA. RefSeq lists its product as uncharacterized. Bases 136 to 1713 code for a protein of 525 amino acids. Lineage: Eukaryota; Fungi; Ascomycota; Dothideomycetes; Pleosporales; Pleosporaceae. The record is from RefSeq and is a predicted model, not a curated record. The transcript is spliced from 2 exons.